GUGGUAUCGUGAAGAGAGUGCACUUAUUGACGUGUGUUAAUGCAGAGAGAGAGAGAGAGUCUAUAUGGUUUAAGGAAACAUCCCUUCAUCAUAUGUUCAAGCUGCUGAACUCAAUUACACAUAAGUCAUAGCAGACAAUACAGUACACAAAGAGUACUAGAAAAGAAACCAGUGUUGUUUGUGGGACACCACACUUUCUGUUUCAAUUUGAAACUUGACAUGCAUAGAUUCUGGUAAGCUUUGAAUCGUAGUGGAUAACAAUGAAGCACUCAUGGCCAUGGGGGAGUUCUGAAUCUGGUGUGCAACAAUCCUCUAUGUCAGAAAAUCUAACUUUGAAUAUGAGUGUUUUGCAACAAGAAUGCCACAAGUCUAAACCACUAGUUUUUCAAUUUCAAGACCAAGAUUCUUCUUCUACUCAAUCAACUGGCCAAUCUUAUCUGGAAGUUGGUUCGGGACAAUCCGGUCCAAUUUCUGUCCAGUAUAACAAUUCCUCUACUUGUUCAACACUUAGCGAAACCGGUGGAAAGAGUACGGAAGGUAUCAUCUUGUCAUCUGCAGGGAGUCGGGAUUUUACUUUGCCUUCUUCUCAACUGGAUCACAACCAAUCACUUUUUGCCUUUCAGGCUCCUGUUGCAUUCCCUCAUGUUGAGACAUACUCUAACGGCCUACUAGCAGCUCCAUAUGGAUCACGGAAUAAUGUUAAUCAUGCUCAGCUAGCAGGAAUGCCUCCCGUUCGGAUUCCUUUGCCUCUUAAUCUUUGUGAGGAACCAAUAUAUGUGAACGCAAAGCAGUACCAUGCUAUUUUGAGACGUAGACAGUAUCGUGCAAAGCUCGAAGCACAGAACAAACUCGUCAAAAAUCGGAAACCAUAUCUACAUGAGUCGCGCCAUCUGCAUGCAUUGAAGAGAGCUAGAGGCUCUGGCGGGCGUUUUCUAAAUACCAAUAAGCUCCAAGACCAUGGCUUUAAUGUUUCCACCACCACUCGGGUGAAUCCGAGUGGAAAUGUGCCGGAAUCAAGGGUACAUCAAGUAGAAAAGUAUAGAGAUGGUGCUUCCACAACCACUUGUUCUGACGUCACAUGUGCUUCUAAUAGUGACGACAUGUUCCAACAACAUGAAUCCGACUUCAGAUCAUGUGGUUACCCUUCUCAUAUGCAGGAUUUAUCAGCCGAUGCCCGUGGUGGUGGUGGUGGUGGUGGGAAUCAACACCGACUAUCUGUCCUUAUGUGACAGACAUGUUUGGAACAUUCUAGCAAUUAAUUAUUUUUCUCCAUUCACUUGGAGAAGUGUAAUGGUUGUUAUGUUCCAUUGGGAAGUCAUCCUUGGCUCAUUUUAAAUUAUGUGUAGUGUUGCUUCUUAAUUAUUCAAGAAUAAGGAUAGGAAGAUCUUUGGUUGAUAUCAUGCUUUGGAUAAAAAUGUUUGGCUAAAGAAACACUUAUAAGAAUUAAACUAAGUUGUCAUCAAACUAUAUUUUUGUCUACGACUGCCAAAUGGCUUGUUGAAAAUCAAA
Messenger RNA from Medicago truncatula (barrel medic), 1509 nucleotides. RefSeq names its product nuclear transcription factor Y subunit A-6. Gene Ontology annotation, biological process: regulation of DNA-templated transcription. Bases 261 to 1229 code for a protein of 322 amino acids. Gene Ontology annotation, molecular function: DNA-binding transcription factor activity; DNA binding. Lineage: Eukaryota; Viridiplantae; Streptophyta; Magnoliopsida; Fabales; Fabaceae. The record is from RefSeq and is a predicted model, not a curated record. The transcript is spliced from 6 exons. Gene Ontology annotation, cellular component: CCAAT-binding factor complex.